Odontomachus brunneus is the source of this 624-nucleotide messenger RNA. RefSeq names its product J domain-containing protein CG6693. Gene Ontology annotation, cellular component: cytoplasm; nucleus. The transcript is spliced from 3 exons. Gene Ontology annotation, molecular function: heat shock protein binding. Lineage: Eukaryota; Metazoa; Arthropoda; Insecta; Hymenoptera; Formicidae. Bases 1 to 624 code for a protein of 207 amino acids. The record is from RefSeq and is a predicted model, not a curated record.
AUGGCAAGUUUGUUGGACCUUUGCGAGCAAUAUUUCGGUGCACGUAAUUUCUACGAUGUCUUGAAGAUACCGAAAACCGCGAAUGACAAACAAGUAAAGAAAGCGUAUCAUAAAUUAUCACUACUUGUACAUCCGGACCGAGUUGAAGAGAGCAUCAAGACUGAAGCAACGGAGAAGUUUAAAGUUCUUGGUAGAAUACAUUCCAUUCUCAGUGACAAUGACAAACGCAAGAUUUAUGAUGAGUCCGGUCAGUAUGAUGAAGAGAGCGAAGAGGUUGUGAUGCGCAAUUGGGCAGACUACUGGAGAUCCCUGUUUAAAGAAAUUACUGUAGAAGAUAUCAAUAAUUAUGAAAAGAAUUAUAAAGGGUCUGAGACUGAAAUUAAGGAUCUCAAAAGGGCAUAUAUGGACAGUAAGGGGGAUAUGGACUACAUUCUGGAAGCAGUCCCAUUCACAAACUGUGAGGAGGAGCCAAGACUACAUGAUAUAAUCCAAAAUCUCAUAAAGAGCGGUGAGGUGCCAGAGUACAAAGCUUUUACCAAUGAAAACAGCCAGAAGAAGCAACGCAGAAAAAGAAAGGUUAGAUAUUUAAUUAUCUUAGCAUUGCAACAGAAUACUAAAACUUAA